This is a messenger RNA of Helianthus annuus (common sunflower), 1692 nucleotides long. RefSeq names its product guanine nucleotide-binding protein subunit beta-2. Gene Ontology annotation, molecular function: protein binding; signaling receptor complex adaptor activity. The transcript is spliced from 7 exons. The record is from RefSeq and is a predicted model, not a curated record. Gene Ontology annotation, biological process: G protein-coupled receptor signaling pathway. The coding region runs from base 209 to 1432 and encodes 407 amino acids. NCBI's taxonomy places the organism in Eukaryota, Viridiplantae, Streptophyta, Magnoliopsida, Asterales, Asteraceae. Gene Ontology annotation, cellular component: heterotrimeric G-protein complex; cytoplasm.
AUUUCUUUCUACCCCGUCACAGUGGGCCCUCCAGCUUAUGGUCAAUUACAAUUCGCAACUCAACUUUCUUUCUUUCUGCAACUUUUCCAUCUUAAACCUUUCAUUCAUUCUCCCUCUACUCUUCACAAGCCCUAAAUCCCAUCUCAUCUCAUCAAUCAACUUGCAUAUGAACAUGAACAUCAAUUAGGGCUCAAAAUCGACCACAAAGAUGUCCACCGUUGCAGAGCUUAAAGAGAGGCACAUAGCUGCAACUGAAACUCUCAAUUCUCUCAGAGAACGCUUGAAGGAACGACGGCUUCAGUUGUUAGAUACAGACGUUGCGAGUUAUGCGAGAGCGCAGGGGAAGACUCCGGUUAGUUUUGGCCCCACGGAUCUGGUUUGUUGCCGGAUUUUGCAGGGGCAUACUGGCAAGUUAGUUUGUUGUUUGUUGUUUGUUCUCGAGCUGGGGGUCUCUCUGGAAGCAGCCUCUCUAUCUCUAGGGAUAGAGGUGUACUCACUUGACUGGACUCCUGAAAAGAAUCGUAUAGUUAGUGCAUCUCAAGACGGAAGAUUAAUAGUUUGGAACGCUCUCACAAGUCAGAAAACCCACGCCAUAAAACUCCCAUGUGCAUGGGUUAUGACAUGUGCUUUUUCUCCAAACGGGCAGUCAGUUGCAUGUGGUGGUCUCGAUAGCAUGUGUUCCAUCUUUAACCUCAGCACACCGCUCGACAAAGAUAGUAAUUUACCGGUUUCAAGAACGCUGAGUGGACACAAGGGUUAUGUGUCAUCUUGUCAAUAUGUUCCGGAUAAUGAUUCUCACCUUAUUACCGGCUCUGGUGAUCAAACUUGUGGACUAUGGGAUAUAACUACAGGAUUAAGAACGUCUGUUUUUGGAGGGGAGUUUCAGUCAGGGCAUACCGCAGAUGUUUUAAGCGUGUCUAUCAACGGGUCAAAUACAAGAAUGUUUGUCUCUGGGUCUUGUGAUGCAACAGCACGUCUUUGGGACACACGUGUUGCAAGUCGAGCAGUAAGAACGUUUUAUGGCCAUGAAGGGGAUGUUAAUUCCGUAAAGUUCUUCCCGGAUGGAAACAGGUUUGGAACUGGAUCAGAUGACGGUACUUGCAGACUUUUUGACAUUAGAACCGGACACCAGCUCCAGGUGUACCCGCCACAUCAGCAAAAUGGGGAUAACAACACCCCUAAUCCUAACGUUACCUCUAUUGCUUUCUCCAUAUCAGGGCGUCUGCUCUUUGCUAGUUAUUCAAAUGGUGAUUGCUUUGUAUGGGAUACUCUAUUGGCAGAGGUUGUUUUAAAUCUUGGAACGCUUCAGAACUCACAUGAGGCUCGUGUGAGCUGUCUGGGUUUGGCUGCUGAUGGCAGUGCUUUGUGCACAGGAAGUUGGGAUACAAGUCUUAAGAUUUGGGCUUUUGGAGGGCACAGGACAGUGAUAUGAAUAUGGAAGAACGCGUGGUGGUAACUUGGUAACUAGUGGCUGGUUUGCAUCUUUCUUGGCACGUGUGUCUGUGUACGUUUUUAUUGGAUCUUGUGGAAUGAACAUAGACUAGACGGGUAGAGCAAAUAGUAAAUAUUUUUGCUUUAUUUUGCUUCACAAAGUUGAAGAUUGUUCAUAUUACAAUGGUACCAGUUUUUUAUUUAUUAAUCUUGGACUCUGAAAUCAAAAACUGGAAGUGUGCAUUAACUUUUAUAUUUUCA